This is a messenger RNA of Trematosphaeria pertusa, 3513 nucleotides long. RefSeq names its product MAGE-domain-containing protein. NCBI's taxonomy places the organism in Eukaryota, Fungi, Ascomycota, Dothideomycetes, Pleosporales, Trematosphaeriaceae. The record is from RefSeq and is a predicted model, not a curated record. The coding region runs from base 1 to 3513 and encodes 1170 amino acids. Gene Ontology annotation, biological process: positive regulation of DNA-templated transcription. Gene Ontology annotation, cellular component: Set1C/COMPASS complex. The transcript has 6 exons.
AUGCCACCAGCUUCGCGGAAACGGCGUGCAGACGACGACCUGCCUGCCCCAACACAGUCACUACGGAAUCGACGGCAAGAAGAGACUCCAGAUUAUGACGAGGACCUGGACGAGGAGGAGGAACACGGCAGCGGGAGCGUCGCGCAGCUGUCCAAGAACCUGGUCCGGUAUGCACUGGCCUGUGAAUACUCACGGACCCCAAUCAAGCGACAGGAUGUAAAUCAGAAAGUCCUCGGGACCCACGUCCGCUCAUUCAAGCAUGUCUUCGACGCCGCCAACGGACAGCUUAUGGACGUGUUCGGCAUGCGUAUGGUGGAGCUACCUAACAAGGAAAAGGUAACGAUGCGACAGAAGCGAGCCGCCGCGGGCGCAGAGUCGCAGCCUAAGACAAGCAACAUGUGGGUGCUGCAAACCAUCCUCCCGGAGCAGUAUCGCACACCCGACAUCAUCGGCCCGGGCAGAGCGCCCGUUGGGGACGUCGAGGAUGUGGACGGCGCCUACAUCGGCCUUUACACGAUGGUAAUCUCCCUUAUACUGCUCUCUGGCGGACAGCUGUCGGAGGGAAAGCUCGAUCGCUUCCUCAAGCGCAUGAACGCAGAACAGUCCACGCCCGUGGACUCUACGGACAAGGUCUUGGGGCGCAUGAUUAAGGAAGGGUAUAUUGUCAAGGUGAAGGACUCGUCGAGCGGCGAGGAAGUCGUGGACUACAUCGUCGGUGCCCGGGGGAAGGUGGAAGUGGGCAGAGAAGCUGUCGCGGACUUCGUGAGGAACGUCUAUGGCGACGGCGUAGCGGACCUUGAGCAGCGGCUGGCGCGCACUCUGGGGGUUGGGCAGGACGAGGCGAGCAUGCGGCGCUGGCGCGCUGGUGGCUGCAGGAUUUCACGCCCCUCGCCAAGCCCAGCGCUCGGCCCUCAGCUGCUCAUAUCAUCAUCGCGGCUCCGUUUUCCACUCCAUCCGCCCCGUCUUUUGUCUGGCCCUCGCCAUUCGCCCCCGUCCGCCGCACCAUGUUUAUCGCACGCUCGCGCCCUUUUUCGUAGACAACCCCAAAACCCGCCCACCAUGAGCAGCAUCAACUCCCUCCUCAACCACGAGCCCGCGGCCGAUCAGCGCCAGCCGCGAGCGCCGCAGAGCUACGUCGCGCCCACGACCUUCGAAGCCGCCGACGCCCUCACCACGCUCGCGACGCUGGGCAGUGGCCAGCAGUAUGCACCCACGCGCGAGCUACCCUCACCCACCGCCUUUGCGCACCCGCCCCGCCGCACCAGCAGCUUCUCCUCGCACGCCGCGCCCGUCGAGCCGUCGCCACCCAUCGAGCAGCCGCAGGCGCACUCGCCGACGCUGGAGCAGUACCAUCAUGGUUCCAGAUCGCCCGAGGAGCAGCGCCGGCAGGUACUGCUACCGAGGACAUCGCCCGUGCCGGUCCUGGCGCCCAUUCACCAUCUCACCACCACCCUCCAAGAACAAAUGCAGGAGGAGGGCCCUGCGUCGAGCUCGUAUGGCAAGGAUGUGUCUCAAACGGUGCCGCCGUCGCGCUCGACUGAGCCCGAGUCCAGGCGCGAUGAGACACAAAAUCGCGAACCCGCCUUUGUACGCGACGAGCCUACAGUCACGCAAAUCCGCGAGCCCGAGUCGACCGACGAACCGCCGCAUCCCAUCUCCACGAACUUGCCUCUUUCACAAGCCGGCGAGCAGCAGCCUUCGCCCUUGCCCGUCAUCAAGAACGAGCCUUCCGGCACACCGCGCGAAGUAACGCCCUCGAUCGCAGUUGCACAACCGUCCGACCGGCAGCGCUCGGUUACGGCCGACGGCAUGGAUGCUGAAACACUAAAAGCGAUUGAGAUUGCCAAGCAGAGCGAUCUAGGUCUGCGUGCGAAGUCUGCGCCGUCAAAGAAACGCCCUGCGCCCUCGGUGACGCCAGCCAUUAAGAAAAAGGGCACCGCGACGGCCAAGAAACCCCCGUCCAAGAAGCGCAGGCUCGACACAGACGGCGACACCAAGGCGCGCUCCGUGACCCCAACCGCGCGCCCGAAGACGACAUCGAGCAAGGGCGUCAAGAAGGGCUCGCAAGCGGGCACGCCUGCCGCAGAAUCGUCGCCCGCUCCAGAUCAGUCUUCGCAAGCGCACGCUUCAGACGACGACGCCGAAUCUUCCGAGGACAGCACCCUCUACUGUAUCUGCAAAAAGCCCGACAACCACAAAUGGAUGAUUGGCUGCGACGGCGGCUGCGACGACUGGUUUCACGGCUCCUGUGUCAACAUGUCGCAGGCAGACGAGGAUCUGGUGGACAAGUUCAUAUGCCCGCUCUGCGAGGAGAAAGGCAGGGGGCAGACAACGUGGAAGCCCAUGUGCAGGCGCGAUGGCUGUCGGAAGCCCGCCCGGCUAACAAAAGGCAAGGAGAGCAAGUACUGCUCGGACGAAUGUGGCGUCAUAUUCUUCCAAGAGCAGCUACAGCGGACAGCGGGCGCGAAAAGCAUGGCUUCAGCCAAGAAAAAGUCGAAGAAGAAGAGCAGCAAGAACGGUGAGGACGUGGUGUCGGACGACGACGACGAGCCGACGCCGCUGGGUGGGGUGCUUCGCGCGAAGGAUCUCAAGGCUCUCGUCGAGCAGUCCAAGGAUAUCCAGGCCUUCAAGACUCUCGGAUCUGGUGUUCUUUCUCCGCCUCAAACCGCUUCCCCGACAAAGGCCAAUUUUGAUGGCAGCCUUCCCAAUGGCCUCCCUAGUCUGAUUGAAGACCUAUCGCUCACUGCGGCCGAGACGGAGCGCCUUACCGCUCUGCACAAGGAGAAGUCACAGCUGAAAGAGAGAUUAGAGGCUCUAAAGGACCGGGAGAAGUUUGUCAGCAUGGCGAAAGAACAGGCGAUACGCGUUGCCGAACGAGAGAAAAUCAAAGUCAAGGAAUUCUGCGGCUAUGAUUCUCGUCUCUCGUGGUCGGACGCCGAGUUUCUCCGCUGGCGGAACAGCAAACCCGGACGCGCUGCCUUCCAGUUCUCGACCCUAUCUCCAACCCCUGAGCAAGUCGACUCCCUUCCCACUGUCAAUGGCGAAACCGUCAUCGUGGUCAACGGUGAAGAGAAAGAAAAGGAGACGGUCUGCCUGAAGAAGCGAUGUCCGAAGCAUCCGCAGUGGCAGAAGCUCAACCUUCAAGACGCCCGUUUCGAAGAGCUGGAGAUUGUGGAGUCAAUUAAGGAGUGUGAAAAGGAGGAGCGGAGCGUAAGAGAGCGAGCCCGCCGGCGCGGCGCCAAGGAUGCUAUGGCGCGAGAGCUCACCGGCGGCGAUGCCAGCAGGGAAGAGAGGAAUCGCGAGGGAUGGGUCGAGAUGCCAUGGUUGGAUAGGCAUAUACCCCGUUCCUUCCGCUUUUCGACACUUGGCGUUGGCGGCAACACAACUGGGGUACAAAAAGAAUCAUCGGGUCUCAUCGUCAGUUCAGCGACUAUAUUAUCUUUCGAUUUGGUCUUCGCAGGGAAGGCCUUCGUAACACGACGAAACAAGUACGCACUAAAAGAGGGGAAAUGA